CCUGCGUGUAGUUUCUGCUCUUGACGACUAAAAACACGAGAGAUGGACUUCAAAGAACAGGUUGAACACCUCAUAACCACCGCGCAGUUCGGAGAUUUAAUCGAGUUCUCGUAUCCUAUUGGCUACGCACAUUGGGGCGUGUACGACGGGGAUGGAUACGUCGUGCACUUUGCUGUUGCGGAUGAAAAUAAGCUGAUGAAUACAUUUCGGGGAUUUCUGCAGACUGUCUUCCCUGUUUGUGGUGAUCUUCUGCUGGGAGAAACUAAGAUACGGCGUCAGCUUCUGUCAGAGGUGAACGUACCUAAAGGAGCGCGUGUUUCAGUGAGCAAUAGCCAGCACGAUAUUCAGCCUUCACCUCCAGAUGAAAUCAGAAGAAGACUAAAUGGCUUAGUGGACAGGGAGUUCACUUACAAACUCCUCACAUUUAAUUGUGAACACUUCGCCACGUUUGUACGCUCUGGAAAAGCUGUGUGCAAUCAGAUUCCAGGAAAACCAAAAAACAAGGAAUGUGUGGAUGCUACAGAACUAUUCAGCGCCUUUGUGCCAGCAUAUUGACCAACUGAAUACCACAAAAAUAAUUUUAUUAUGUUUCACUCUGGAUAUUUUACAACAACACAUGAAUCCCUCUAGAAUUACUUUUUUAAGACAUAAGGAAAUGUUUCUCACUUUCUUCAGAAUCUCUGCUUUUUUGGUCUCCCAGGCUGGCCAGGUGGAUCUUUUAAAUGGGUUUAGGCACUUUGGAUUGGAGAUAUUAGCUUAUUCCAGCUAAGGAGUGUCUUUGUCCCAAUAAAAAUGUAC
Messenger RNA from Danio rerio (zebrafish), 798 nucleotides. RefSeq names its product phospholipase A and acyltransferase 1l.2 (gene plaat1l.2). NCBI's taxonomy places the organism in Eukaryota, Metazoa, Chordata, Actinopteri, Cypriniformes, Danionidae. The record is from RefSeq and is marked predicted.